Prorocentrum cordatum is the source of this 573-nucleotide messenger RNA. Lineage: Eukaryota; Dinophyceae; Prorocentrales; Prorocentraceae. The record is from the annotation of a GenBank genome assembly.
GAUCAAGGUCGUGGCGGCGAAGCAUCGGAUCGGCACGAAGGACCCGAGAUGUUGGGGAAGGCUUUCCAGGCGAGCGUGUUUAGCAUCGACCGCGAGCGCGAGCUCGAGGAGGCGGCCAAGGCGGUCGAGGCGCCCCCAGAGAGGCCGCGCAAGGCUGCCCUGGAGGCGGCCAGGCUGGAGAAGCCGAAGGCAGUGGAGGAGCCGGUCAGACCGCUGGAGAGGAACAUCCACUUGACGUCGGCGCUCGCCGGCGAGCUGACGGGCGACCUGGCGGCGGCGUACUCCCAGAGGUCGUUCCAGGAGAGCGGGUGCGCAAGUGCGCGCGCGACUCCGGCUACGAGCGCGCCGUCUUCCUGGCCCGCCUGCCGGAGACCUGGCCUUCCAGGUGCAGAAGCCAGUGCUGCAGAAGUGGGGUUUCGAGGCCAGCGCGCACGGCGUCCGCGAGAUGACCGCCGCCCUGCGCGACCCCGACGGAAGCGGGCAGGAGCCGCCGCGUGCUCCGGCAGGACCGCUGCCUCGAGCUGCUGUACGGCGGCAAGGACGGGCAAGAUGCUGGACGCCCUCGUCCGGUGA